Messenger RNA from Perognathus longimembris pacificus (Pacific pocket mouse), 990 nucleotides. It is a transcript of the gene Cfap300, whose product is annotated as cilia and flagella associated protein 300. The transcript is spliced from 7 exons. The coding region runs from base 43 to 885 and encodes 280 amino acids. The record is from RefSeq and is a predicted model, not a curated record. Lineage: Eukaryota; Metazoa; Chordata; Mammalia; Rodentia; Heteromyidae.
GGUUCCCGAGCGUCGCGCGGCUCCGACGGCUGCCGCGUUGCUAUGGAAACGGCUCUCCCCGUCCGAAGCUCCGCGAGCUCGAUGGCUGCUGGGGAGCCGGGGCACUCAGGCGGCUUCGACUUCAGGUUCCUGCCUCAGAAACCCUUCCCGUCCCUGAGCGCCCCGGAGACCACCAGCCGGCUCCGCCAGUGGUCCAUGCUGGGCAGACUCAAGGCGCAGGCGUUCGGGUUCGACCAGACCUUCCAGGCCCACCGGAAGGACGACUUCGUUCUGGCUUUUUUCAAAGACCCAAACGUUAUUCCAAAUCUGCAGUUACUUUCAGAUUCUUCUGGACAGUGGAUUACAUUAGGAACUGAAGUGGAAAAAAUUGAAGCUACAAAUGUUCCGUGCACACAGCUUUCAAUGUCAUUUUUUAAUCGGUUAUAUGAAGAAGAUAUUGUACGAGACAGUGGACAUAUUGUGAAAUGUUUAGAUUCUUUUUGUGAUCCAUUUAUGGUUUCUGAUGAAUUACGAAAAGUGUUGCUAAUAGAAGACUCAGAAAAAUAUGAAGUAUUCAGUCAGCCAGAUAGAGAUGAGUUCCUAUUUUGUCUUUUUAAACAUCUUUGCCUUGGUGGAUCCCUUUGUCAGUAUGAAGAUGUACUCAAACCAUACCUGGAAACAGCAAAGCUUCUCUAUAAGGAUCUGGUGAGUGUUCGAAAGCAUCCACAAACCAAGAAAAUACAAAUUACCUCUUCUGUCUUUAAAGUUACAGCCUAUGACUCGGAUGGUGUGUGCUACCCUUCUAGGAAGAGUCACGAGCAGACCUUUUCUUACUUGGUUGUGGACCCCGUCAAACGUCACGUGAAUGUUCUGUACCAUUGUUUUGGUGUUGGGGACAUGUCUUGAGUCCUUUAGAUGAUCUGUACCUACUGGCUUUUCCUUUAUUGUUUUUCCAUUUCCACAGUAAUUUAGAAAUAAAUGUUUAUUCUGUAGAGAACUGCUUAGAGCAGA